Messenger RNA from Arabis nemorensis, 189 nucleotides. The record is from the annotation of a GenBank genome assembly. NCBI's taxonomy places the organism in Eukaryota, Viridiplantae, Streptophyta, Magnoliopsida, Brassicales, Brassicaceae.
AUGGUGAGGGGAAAGACAGAGAUGAAGAGGAUAGAGAACGCAACGAGCAGGCAAGUGACUUUUUCUAAGAGAAGAAAUGGACUAUUGAAGAAAGCCUUUGAAUUAUCAGUUCUUUGUGAUGCUGAAGUUGCCCUAAUCAUCUUCUCUCCUAGAGGCAAACUUUAUGAGUUCUCUAGCUCCUCCAGGUAA